AUGGCGCCCCGAAGAUCCAGUGAGCAGACAGUCCUCAAGCCGCCCGCAGACACCACCCUCCGCUUUCGAGAAGAUGGCACCUUCCACAUUGGAGUCUUCGAGGACCUGCAUUUCGCUGAAGAUGCAGAGAAAGACGUCAAGUCCAAGGGGGUGAUGUCAUACAUUCUAUCAGAGGAAGACAUCGACUUUGUCGUGAUCAACGGUGACCUAGUAUCCGGCGAAAGGACCCAAAAGGCAGAUUCGAAGAAGUAUAUCGCAGAUGUCGUCUCCCCGCUCGUGGACGGUGGCUAUCGCUGGGCAUCGACCUAUGGAAACCACGACAGCGAGGUCAACCUCAACCCAAAAGAGGAUAUGUACGAGGCCGAAAAGAAAUUUCCCAACAGUCUGACGCGGAGUUCUAUAUCCGGCGACGAAGCCGGGAUCACCAAUUACUACCUCCCCGUGUUCUCUCACGGCGACGAGAAUACGACGACACCCGCGCUUCUCCUGUGGUUCUUUGAUUCAAAGGGCGGUCAUUACUACCAACAGGAAGGAAAGGAGGGUCCAUCCGUCAAGCGAGCAAGUUGGAUUGAUGAAUCAGUGGUCGAAUGGUUCACAGAAACCAACACCAAGCUGAAAGAGGAGUAUGGCAAAGUCGUGCCAUCUCUGGCCUUCUACCAUAUCCCAGCACACGUAAUGCUCCUAGGGCAGCAGAGCGGCCGAUUAGACCCCCAUCGCACACCCGGCGCAAACCGCGAGCGCGUCAACCCACAGGGAACGGGCGAUUGGACAUAUGAUAGCCAAGAUGUCAAGUUCAUGGAAGCGCUCCUCAAGACCGAGGGACUGAUUGCUGGAUUUAGUGGCCACGACCACCAGAAUGACUGCAGGUGCUUCAAAUGGGAUGGAGCGCUCGUCGAUCACGACUUGGCCGGUAACGGCAUCAACAUGUGCUAUGGCCGACACACCGGUUAUGGUGGCUAUGGAGAUUUGACUCGUGGUGGGCGACAGAUCCUGCUUAAUGAAAGCAAUUUAGCCGAAGAUACGCAGACGUGGAUUCGAUUAGAAGAUGGGAUUGUUCAGGCGCAUGUUACGCUUAACACGACCUAUGGUCAAGAUACUUAUACUGCUGUCACGAAUGUUGGCCGGCCCAGCGUUCACACCGACUCAUCUUUGCUUCCGCUUUCAUGGCUGUGGUUCCCUGUCAUGAUGCUUUGGCGGUGGAAUACCUGA
Molecule: messenger RNA, 1209 nt
Organism: Penicillium brevicompactum
Lineage: Eukaryota; Fungi; Ascomycota; Eurotiomycetes; Eurotiales; Aspergillaceae
Product: metallophosphoesterase family protein
Exons: 4
Coding region: 1-1209 (402 amino acids)
Cellular component (GO): cytoplasm
Molecular function (GO): hydrolase activity, acting on ester bonds
Source: RefSeq, a predicted model, not a curated record